Molecule: messenger RNA, 510 nt
Organism: Pediculus humanus corporis (human body louse)
Lineage: Eukaryota; Metazoa; Arthropoda; Insecta; Psocodea; Pediculidae
Exons: 5
Coding region: 1-510 (169 amino acids)
Source: RefSeq, a predicted model, not a curated record
AUGGUUUAUUAUUAUUGUUGUACGAAACGAUUUGGUGAGAAAGAGAAGGCGGUGGUUUUGGCGCGUGGUAACAAAAUGUCGUUGACGGAUCGUUUAAAUUUUUCUCAGGAAAAAUUAUUUAAAAUUCUUUCUGAUAAUUUAUUAAAAUCCGAUGGGAAAACAAGGAAUUUAAUUGAUUGUAAAGAAAAUAUUUUAUUUGCUUGGGAUUCAAAAACGAAAAGAUUGUUCACGCAAAAUAUUAAAUACUUCAAAGAUAAAGAUGCCGGAUUUUACCAGGUAAGGCAGCACCUUUCGACUCGUAAAAAGGUUUCUAAAACUAAAUACGACUGCUUUAAAUACAUAAAUACAAACAAUGCUGCGCCAUUACCAUAUUAUUUUUCUUCUGAUCACGAACUUUCAAGUAAAUACAAGAGAAAAAUCGUCAACAAUUUGGGUGUGGGGGGACGAGGGGGGCGGGAGCACGGGGGGAUUUGCGCCAUGAGAGUCUUCCAUUUAGAAAAAAAAAAAUAA